AUGGGGGCUGACUCACUGCUGCCUCUGCUGGACACUAGAGGAACUGCAGGCAUCAGUGCUUCAGGUGUGCAUCUCACUCUUUGUGACCAAGUUGGGAGGAGUCUGCAGGCGUACCUGGACUUAAGCCACACCCCCUACCCACCUGGCCUGUUGCCGGGUAACACUCUGCUGUUGUCUGGUUUCCAGAGGAGGCUGUCCAGGACAGGAAGUGUGUACUGCACGUACUUACCUGUCAGCUCGAUAACUGUGGUCUCCCUGGGAGACACCAGCUCGGCCCAGCCUCCUCCUCCUGCUCCCAUCAUGCACCUGGGUGAGUGGGCUCUGAGCAGCAAGCAGAGGUGCACUGUGGGACAGGUCAAAGGUCACGUGGUGUGUUUCCUGUUCCUGCAACUGCAGUGGAGCUGCUUGCUGUGUGGCAGCGUGUACACACAGGGCUGCAGCAGCUCUCAGUGUCACUCGACCUCGUCAGUGUUUCAGUCCAAAGCAAAGCUGGUGAUUGAUGACGGGACAGGUGAGGCUCACGUCUGGUUCUCAGCGGCUCUGGUUCGUGCUCUGCUGGGAUUGGCUGAUGCUCAGUGGGAGGGGCUUCAGAGAGCACUCAGGGUCAGAGGUCACAUCAGAAUCUUCCCUCGUGGGCAGAGCCAGGUGUGUGACGGGGACGCUGACGACUUCCUCCUCCACUUCCUGUUGUGUCUGUGCAGCAGUGAUGUCAUGAUUCGGCCGCUCAGCCUCACCUGCAGGAAACGCACCAACCAGAGACCAGAAGAGGUGAGGAGGUUCACUCGAGGAGACAGAGAGUUCCUGACCAGACUGGCUCCUCCCCUUCAGCUCACCUGUCUGCACCUCCACCCUGACUGAGCUCCACCUGCUUCGUUCUGAUUUGAUCUGUUUUACGUGUUCGUACAAAUAAAACUUUAUUGUUCCUCCUCCUGUCACACGGUAUCUCACCUUCACUGACCCUAACGCUGGUGAUCAGGGUCAGAGGUCACAUGAAGCUCUCUGGGUUUAACCUCACGUGAAAGGGGCGGAGCUGUCAUAAUCAUAAAGGGGCG
This is a messenger RNA of Pelmatolapia mariae (spotted tilapia), 1052 nucleotides long. Its product is annotated as CST complex subunit CTC1-like. NCBI's taxonomy places the organism in Eukaryota, Metazoa, Chordata, Actinopteri, Cichliformes, Cichlidae. Gene Ontology annotation, molecular function: telomeric repeat DNA binding; single-stranded DNA binding. The transcript has 8 exons. The record is from RefSeq and is a predicted model, not a curated record. Bases 1 to 858 code for a protein of 285 amino acids. Gene Ontology annotation, biological process: positive regulation of DNA replication; telomere maintenance via telomere lengthening. Gene Ontology annotation, cellular component: CST complex.